This is a messenger RNA of Penicillium manginii, 327 nucleotides long. RefSeq lists its product as uncharacterized. The coding region runs from base 1 to 327 and encodes 108 amino acids. NCBI's taxonomy places the organism in Eukaryota, Fungi, Ascomycota, Eurotiomycetes, Eurotiales, Aspergillaceae. The record is from RefSeq and is a predicted model, not a curated record. The transcript has 2 exons.
AUGUCCGACUUUUUUCGCCGAGCAUCAGACGCGUUUCACAAUCGCCAGCGUCAAGGCUCGUCCGACUCCACGGGUGCACAAAUCUCUCCGGACGCAGCGAAGUCUCCUGAAGAACCAAACAAGCAGCGUACUGGGUCUGUUCAGUCGGAAUCCCAUGUCAACGAAGCUUUUGCUGGAACUGCAACUACUGAUACGGUCCAGCCUACUACGAAAAAGCACUAUCCUUGGGGCUGGAAACACCACCAGGAAAAUGUACCAGGGGAGAGGAAACCAUCUGUCAGUGAUCAAGUGAAAAAAGAUGAUGUUGACUGGGUUAUUGGAUCGUAA